Molecule: messenger RNA, 2908 nt
Organism: Pygocentrus nattereri (red-bellied piranha)
Lineage: Eukaryota; Metazoa; Chordata; Actinopteri; Characiformes; Serrasalmidae
Product: cytochrome P450 2K1-like
Exons: 9
Coding region: 109-1653 (514 amino acids)
Biological process (GO): xenobiotic metabolic process
Cellular component (GO): intracellular membrane-bounded organelle; cytoplasm
Molecular function (GO): iron ion binding; oxidoreductase activity, acting on paired donors, with incorporation or reduction of molecular oxygen, reduced flavin or flavoprotein as one donor, and incorporation of one atom of oxygen; heme binding
Source: RefSeq, a predicted model, not a curated record
CUUAAGGGACCAGGAGGUACCUGUUUUGCAACCUGUUUUGCAAGGCUGUUCCUGUUACUCGCUUUGCGCAGAUUUUGAAUUUUUUUUGCAAAGACUGUUUCUUUAGCAAUGGCUUUGCUAACAGAGCUUCUGCCUGUCAGCACAGGCAUAUUGCUUGGAGUUGUAUUAAUGUCACUGCUGGUUGUUUAUCUCCUUUCAUCUGACUCUCAACAAGAGUGGAAGGAACCUCCAGGUCCCAAGCCGCUACCUAUCCUGGGAAACCUACUAGAGCUUGAUCUCAAGAGACCCUACCUCAGUCUCCUUUCAAUGUCAAAACAAUAUGGAUCCGUAUUCACUGUGUACUUUGGUCUAAAGAAAGUGGUUGUUUUGGCUGGAUAUCAAACUGUCAAGCAAGCCCUGGUGAAUCAUCCAGAGGAAUUCGGAGACAGAGACAUCAGUCCCAUAUUUUACGACUUAAACGAAGGAUACGAUUAUCAAGUACAAGGAUUUUGUUCAACUACAGGAAUUCUAUUUUCCAAUGGAGAGAACUGGAAAGAAAUGAGGCGCUUUGCUCUGUCCACCCUUCGAGACAUUGGGAUGGGCAAAAGAGGGGUUGAAGAGAAAAUCGCCGAAGAGACACGCUAUUUGAGAGAAUUGUUUGAGCAGUUUAAAGGAAACCCAUUUGAUGCCACACAGCCAGUGAAUUAUGCUGUUUCAAAUAUCAUCGUAGCCAUUGUGUAUGGAAGCAGGUUUGAAUACAGUGAUUCUCUGUUGAAAGACAUGGUUAACCGGGCCAAUGAGAGUAGCAAGCUUAUCGGCUCAGCUUCUAUACAGCUGUACAACAUGUAUCCCUGGCUUCGUUCCUGCCUAAAGAACUGGAAACUCAUCAUGCAAUACCGUAAGCAAAAUAUCAAGGAGGUAAACAAACGUCUGGGUGUUUUGCAGAAGACACUGAGCCCUCAGCACUGCAGAGGCCUGGUUGAUUGUUUUCUUGAACGCAAACAGAAUGCAGAGAAAUGUGGAGAUAAGAACACUCUAUUCCAUGAAAACAAUCUUCUUUUCACUGUUACCAAUCUGUUUGCUGCUGGUGCUGACACAACUGGCACAACCCUGCGCUGGGGUCUUCUCUUAAUGGCCAAGUACCCUCACGUACAGGACCGGGUUCAGGAGGAGAUUGACAACGUGGCUGGAGAUCGUCAGAUAGUGAUGGAGGACAAGAAGAACUUGCCUUACACUGAGGCAGUGAUCCAUGAAAUCCAGAGAGUGGCCAACAUAUUGCCCAUGAGUCUCCCUCACACCACUGCUUGUGAUGUUCACUUUCAGAGAUACUUCAUCAAGAAGGGUACAUGUGUAUUUCCACUAUUGACAUCUGUGUUGAGGGAUGAGAAUGAGUGGGAAAGCCCCAACACCUUCAACCCAGAACACUUCCUUGAUGAGCAGGGACGAUUUGUCAAGAGAGAUGCCUUCAUGCCAUUUUCUGCAGGGCGCAGGUUGUGUCUGGGAGAGAGUCUGGCCAGGAUGGAGCUCUUCCUCUUCUUUACCUCGCUCCUGCAACACUUCCAUUUCAGCCCUCCACCAGGCAUGUCUGAGGAUCAACUGGACCUCACACCAGCUGUGGGUUUAAUCUUAAACCCCUCUCCCCACAAGCUGUGUGCUAUUAGUCGCAGUGCUUAAAGCAGGGCUGGUGAACUGUGACUCUGGAGGGUUGGUGUCCAGUACAGUUUGUUGAUUUUUCUGGUCUUAACCAACAGAGUAAACUCUGUUAUCUGCAGCACUCUAGCCUAGUAAAUAAUUUACUGGCAAUGUUUCAAGUUAAAUUUCAAAGUCCUUUGUCCUACAUGUGGAAAUGAGUAGUUUGUAGAUUAUGGAGUUAGAGCAUGCCAUUAUCAAUUUUAAUUUUAAAGCAAAUUUGAAAUGUUAUUUGAAUCUGUAUCAUGCCAUCUGAAAUUAAAUGUUAAGGUUUGUAAAAUCAUUAUAAAAUCUUAUAUUUAAUUUUAAGGUUCAUUUGAAGAAUUAAGUUUCUAUUGAACACCUAAUCGCAUAUGUGCUCCCCACUCUCUUGUCUUACCUUGUACUGGUCAUAUGAUCAGAAACAACCACACAUAUACACUUGCAAUUAUUGACCUGGUUCUUGUGAGGACUCUGGGUGCAGCGUUGUGGACUUACUGAAGAUUGUUUAGGCUUUUUCUGGAAGAUCCAGACAGCAGGACCUUACAGUAAUCCAACCCUGAGGUAAUAAAUGCAUGAAUUCCCUGAUGAAAAAAAAAGCACUUCAUUUUGUUCAAAAUAUGGUGAGAUUUGUCUAAGUGUAUUGUAAAUAUACUAGCAAUUGUAUGUACUUAUUUUAAAUGUUAAAAAUACAUUCAUAUUAUGGUAUAGUUGGGCUCACCUCAAAACACAGCUUGGGCUCUGGGUCCAAGCUCCUUGAGAGGGGCUGGACUUUAUUCUUUAUUCUUUAUUCAUUUGUGCAUCCGAUCCAAAAGCUGUAUACAAGCACACAUCACACAAUCAGACUGGAGUUGGAACGGUGUUGAUAUCUCAAAAACUGCGGGACGAGUUAUGCUGCAAAGAAAUGGCAGAAAAAUAAGAAUAAAAGAGGAGAAUAAUAUAAAUCAUAUAACAAUAUCGUUGUACAAAUAUAUUUCAAAUGUUCUUUAACUAUAAUGGGGAGAAACAUUUUUCACUUUUAAAAUAUUAUGUUAUGUAAAUGUUAAGUUUACAUCAAGUCAGUAGUCCAGCUCCUGCCAAACACACUUUGUGCCAUGUCCAAAUCUGCUUUCCAGUUGGUGCAUUUUUAUUGAAUUUUCUCAAAAAUGCACACUGCACACUCUUGUUUGACUGUGUUUGAGCAUAUUUUGACACACAAAAUGCCUUUUCAUCUCUAUUGAACGCCUUUCUUAAACCCGGGAAUAAAACAUUAAAAAUUAAA